AUGAAGCUCUUUCCAGAAGACAGAGAUGAAGAGAUGUCAAUGUUUCUCAGAGAUUCAGACGAGGAAUCAGGGGAAGAUGAGUCAAUCGCCAAAGAAGAAAAAGAGCCAUCUGAAAAACAACAUCCACGUCCAAGUCGCUUUCAACCUGCUAAAGAGCCAAAGGAGAAAAAAGUAGUGAUCCAUAAGAAACCCAUUCGCAGAAACAAAACAAAGGUUCCUCGUGUCCGGACACUAAACGUGACACCGGGAGUAAAAGAAGUGAAAGUAACAUGGGAAAUAUUUCCGAAAGAAGAAUUCAAUGACAUACAAUAUAUAAUUCAAUGGAGAAAGAAAGGGGAGCAGAAAGGUUGGCGGAGGGGUGAAAGUACGAAACUCAUUUAUAUCAUCAAAAACCUGGCUCCGGAAACAGCGUAUGAGGUCAAGGUUGCCGCCUUAUGGGAGAGGAUUAUAUCUCCAUCAGAGCAGACAGAUGUGACAACUGAUAAAAGAGAGAGUGUGCAAGAAUUACACUCACUUGAUUCACCACGUGACUCCCCUGUAGAGUACGCUCAAAGAAAGCUUUCUGUCAUAAUUAUUAAUGACCAUAAAGGUGGGAUGCAUACUGAGCUAAAUAUCAGAGCACGAGAAAUUUUUGACUUCUUCGACAAGACCUUACGUUUCAAAACUGUUGUCAAAUUGGAAAAUCAACCAAGGGAAAAGGUGCGAGACUGGUUCAAAGCUUUGGAUAGAAGUAAAAUGUUUGACGGGUUUGAAAUGUUCGUGUGUGUCCUCGUAGGUUUCGGCGAUUACAAUGGAUUUUAUGGAUGUGAUGGAGAAUUGCUGUCCUUUCACGAAAUUUACAAGCAAACCAGGGAGAAGUUUGGCAGUAAGCCAAAAGUCAUUCUUGUUGACAUCAUAAAUAUUCCUUCUUCAAGAGUGCCAUCGAUGAAAAGUGCGGACGUACGAGUAAUGGAAAACUCGUCAAGGGAAGUUGUUCUUGAGUGGACGCCACCACGGUACCACGAGAGUGAUGUCCAGUUUCACAUAGAGUGUUUCAAAGGCUUAAAUAAAGUAAUGGAAGUAUUUCAACCAAACACUCGAAUAGAAUUUGAAAAUCUUGAACCAAACACCCAUUAUAGAUUUCAUGUAACACCAGUUCUUGGAAAGGAAGGAAAGCCAUACGGAAGUUCAGUUUACGCAAAAAUUAAAACUAAGGCGAGACUAAAAGAUACAGACAUUUUAGAGGUUCGAAAUUUGUGUGCACAAAGACUCUCCGAAAAUGAGAUACUGAUGUUCUGGAACCCUCCUGGGAUCAGAAAAACUAGUCAUUUGUCCUACGUCAUUUCUUGGGUAGAUCAGACUAAUCUCACAAAACGUUCAGAAAUGGAAACAAAGAAAACAUCGUGUAUACUUAAUGGUCUACAGUCCAAUUCAGAACAGCUGGUUAAAGUUGCUGUUAAGGCAUAUGACAAAACAUUUUUCCCUCUCAGUUACCAUGUCCCAUAUUUUCAAGAUGUUUUGAGACCUACCCACGUGACAGCAAUAGCAGAAUCACAUUCGGUGUUUUGGGUGGACUGGCAAUUUCCUAUAGAUAAACAAGAACAUAUUGAAAAGUUUAUCGUCCAUUGUUCAGAAUGCUUGUCUUUCAGAAAAAACCGCACAAGGUCUUUCGAUGUAAUGAAAGACCUCCGGAGUUUACCAGUCACCUAUAUACCAGAGCUUUUUUACCAUUACAUUAAAGUUUCACCAAUAGCCCAGGACAAUUCCCCUACUGUAAAACUUCAUGAGUCGCUUAUUGCUCGAAUUGAAACUGAUAAAGCACUGAGGCUGUUUGUCUCCUCAAAAACAAGUAACUCGUGUGAGCUAAUUUGGUGGGUGGAUAUACAGGAUAGAGAAAUGGUUUCCACCUACACGGCACAUUGUAAACCCUCAGAUCCAAAGAAGAAAAAGUUUAAACCAGUUCCUCUCAAGCUCGGACCUGAAUGUCGCCAAACUCAUGAAAUUGUUAAUCUUGAGAGUGAUACGACCUACUUUGUAUCGAUUUACCAUCAAAGGAAGAUGUACACACAACAGGUUAAAGUAAGGACACUUCCCAAAGGCAAUCCAGAAAAUCUUGAAAUCACAUUUGUAUCGUCCUUCGAGGUCAUAGUAACUUGGUCAGAGAACUUUAAAUCCGGGGCAACGGAGAAUACAUACAUUGUAGAAUAUAAAUGUGACCCUACGAUAAUGAAGAGGACUAUGCGUUUGAGGACGUCCGAAUGUUCUAUACGUCUUACAGAUCUACUUCCUGAUGUUCAAUACGAGGUGUCCGUCAAAAACAAAGAAAAAGGAGACCCGUCUGUCAAAACAUUCAGGACACCAAAAUUCGGGCCAACUAAUUUACAACACCGAGUGACUUCAUCAGAAAUAGCACUAACUUGGGAAAGUGCUGUCCUUCCUGAAAAUUCUACAGAGUUAUUACAGUACCAUAUUUUCCUAGAAAGGGAAGAUGGAAAUAGACAAAAGGGGAUGAUUAUUAAAGAUACUUCUGUAUCAUUUCAUUGUACAUUUGGUAAUCUGUGGUCAUCUACUUCGUAUGUUGUCAAGUGUUUUACACUUAUUGAUGGGAAACGGAAAUACGCUCCUAUAGCGAUAAAGGCUAAAACCAAAAGCGAUAAUCUGCGAACUCUACUAGAACCUAAGGGAGACAAUUUUAUUAUAUCGUUUGCUUCCCGAGAAUGGAAAACAGAUGCAUUAUUGCAAACUGGUCUAUAUACCGCAGACCUGUUCUUAACGUUUCAAGAGAAUUUUUACAGUAAAUCUGUAGAUGAAAUGUUAGACAACAUCGACAUGAGCAGUGAAGACCUGAAAUCAUAUACAGUGACCAAUAUCAAAUACCCUAUAGACAAGGUGAUGCUGGACACACCAAAGGCAGAUGUUGAUGAUGAUGACCUUGAAUGAAUUGUUGCGAUUUUCCACACCUUUGUGGGCGGAAAGCAUUGCUUUUCGCAGGCUAAUUAAGUUGAAUA
Messenger RNA from Saccostrea echinata, 2987 nucleotides. RefSeq lists its product as uncharacterized. Bases 1 to 2919 code for a protein of 972 amino acids. The record is from RefSeq and is a predicted model, not a curated record. Gene Ontology annotation, molecular function: protein binding. The transcript has 17 exons. Lineage: Eukaryota; Metazoa; Mollusca; Bivalvia; Ostreida; Ostreidae.